Molecule: messenger RNA, 154 nt
Organism: Sphenostylis stenocarpa
Lineage: Eukaryota; Viridiplantae; Streptophyta; Magnoliopsida; Fabales; Fabaceae
Source: the annotation of a GenBank genome assembly
UGUCAAAGGAGAAGCAUGUCGUAGAAUAUAUGAUUCGUCGAGCAGCAGCAUUAAUCCGACGUUGGAGGAAGCUCCAAAGAAGUUCUCACUCUGCGGUGGCGUCCAUGCUCGCGUUGUCAGCAUCGCUUGCCCUACUCUCUAUCUUUAUGUGAAG